AGCCACUUCCUCCUGUUUUUAAAGUAAAUGUGACACACAUAAAUCUGGUGUUUAAUUAGCAUUUUAUCAGAAGUUGUUUAGAAAGAAGGGAAAAAUGAGAACCAGCACACUGACAUUCAUAGACAUUCUGUUGGCAAUCAUAUUGCCUCCCCUUGGUGUUUUCCUCAAGUUUGGCUGCCAGGCGGAAUUCUGGAUUUGUGUUUUGCUGACUCUCUUUGGAUGGCUACCUGGUAUUGUCUAUGCUAUUUAUGUCCUCACAAAGUGAUCUAUCAUCUUCCUUCCCUAUGGAUAUUUGAAGGCCAUUAGUAAAUAUCUUCAUAUCCGCUAAUGGAGUAUCUAGCUUCUGCUUUAUUUAUUCUUGGAUGUUGUUUCUUCUAAGUUUACCCCCUCUGUUUUUGUUUUUAUUUGGUUAUUCUUCUCGUGUGUGUGUUUCAAUAGAGAUAUUUGGAUAGAUUGUUGAUGAAGAUAUUUAUCCUGAUUCAAUGUCUUCAUUACAUUUGGGAUUGUAAUGUAACUUCCAUUGCAUUUUAAUUGGAUAUACAAAUAAUUGCUACUACUACAUUAUACUA
Molecule: messenger RNA, 569 nt
Organism: Nicotiana attenuata
Lineage: Eukaryota; Viridiplantae; Streptophyta; Magnoliopsida; Solanales; Solanaceae
Product: hydrophobic protein RCI2B-like
Exons: 3
Coding region: 95-265 (56 amino acids)
Cellular component (GO): membrane
Source: RefSeq, a predicted model, not a curated record